CCAAGCAAAGAAACACGUAAACGACGGUCUACUGACGAGACAAACUUUUCUACAAAUGGUAAUCCUAAAAGAAUAUGCUUUGAACAGAGAGAAAGGUUCAUUGACUCUCUUGUCGGGUGUGACAGAAUCAGCGCCGAGGAAUUAGCUACCCGAGCGGAUGAACUGAGAGCUGAAGUCCAGGCGCUGGACGAGCUUGCGAGAGCCAAAGAGAUGGAGUGGAAUGAAAUUUUAAGCAUGAGGAAACUUAAAGAAGAAGCUUACCUGAGAGUUGAGAGAAAGAGACAAGUUAUGGGUUUUCUAGAGAAUAAUAACGGUCAGAUGUCUGACAGUUUACCACCAGCAAGUCUAUCGUUGAUGUCUGAGUGGAGUGAAUCCCAUCGAGAAGCCAGUCAAGAACGCCGGGCUCAAGAGACUCCAAGUGCCAGUGAUGUUACUCAUGAAGAGAGAGUAAACUCGAGAUUGCGGGUUGAAGUCGGACGGGAAAAUCUUCAAGGUACAGAAGAUGAAAUUCCUCUGGCAAUUUCAAAGGGCGAUGAUGAGGUGGCAAAUUUGAGUCAAAAGUCAUCGAGAAAUGCUUCCGGAGUGUCUUCCAAGCACCAGCACCAGCACCAGCACCAGCAACAACAGCUUGUUGACGGACGAAAGCUAAGACGUUCUGCUGGUGAGCAAAAUUUAGAUAAUAGACAAAUUGGCGAAGGUCGACAAGGCCCGAUCGUUGAUGUCAGAUCAAUAAUUGCUGAUUACCGGUUACGGCAUCCAGAAACGGUACCUCGUCGCGGCAGGAGGAUGAGGAAUUCUGUUAAUGUUAAUCUUGGAGCUGGCGGCGCGAUGGUUGAAACAGGUCACGGAGAUUCUAGACCUUCUAGCACUGACUCGUGCAAAAGUAACUCCAAUGUUGGAGACGUUAAUAAUCCAAUGAGUUUCAAAGAUGUUCUUGUGCAAUUUGCUAAGCUUAGCCAACAGCAGGGUGAACCUGUAAAAACCCCACAAAAUUAUCCGGAUGUAACCCUUCAUCCUGUCGCACCGACUACGGUUACCAUAAAUCCGGCGGCUUCUACUCAGCAAACGGGAUCGCUUCUCCAUGGAAUAUUGACUAAAAAUCAAACGCCUCGACCUACUACAUUCUCGCCGACUCUUGCUAGAUUAUUAACCGCGCCUGAGAGAGAAAGAAAUUCCGCGGCGUCUGCUGCUGUGAUGACCCAGCAGAUAACUCACGGACAAAAUCUUCUUCAAGCUUAUCAAGGAACUAAUCCAGUCUCUAUCAGUGAUCUCCUUUCUUCUUCCAAGGCGCGAACUGAAAUUACAAUUACUCCGGUAGUGAACACUCAGAUACCGUCUACUCAUUUAAAUAACGUUGUUCAUGUGGAUGACGUUGAAGAGGACAAUUCUCUUAUUGAUGAGAGAGAUACCAGACGAGGUUCAAGUAUCCGUGAUAAUCGCGAGGACCGUGAUACUCCUCCCCGUUGUCAAGGAUGUCACGACCGUACUGCUCAGUUUGUUUGUGCUGGCUGUGGUAACCAAUGGUAUUGCAGUCGAGAGUGCCAGAGCAUUUAUUAUUUUAAGCCAACUUAUCCGAUUUCAUGG
Cotesia congregata is the source of this 1584-nucleotide messenger RNA. The record is from the annotation of a GenBank genome assembly. NCBI's taxonomy places the organism in Eukaryota, Metazoa, Arthropoda, Insecta, Hymenoptera, Braconidae.